AAUAAAAAAAAAACACAAUGAAAAACAAAAUACUAAUUCUCUAAAACCGCCCAACAACCGAAUUCCCUUAAAAAAUCGACAAUAUAUUUACCCAAAUAAUCUAAGAUAUUCCCACUAAAUUAAACCAAAAUGAAUUUCUUUUAAAAGUAUAUUAUCUUUCCAUAGACCCAGUAAUGCAUGUUUGGCUUUCUGGUGCUCCUUCAUAUCUUCCUCCUUUGAAAAAAGGGGAAACUAUACACUCAUAUGGGGUUGGGGAAGUAAUUUUAUCGGAAAAUGAUAACUGGAAAAUUGGGGACAAAUGUUUGGCAAAUACAGGGGCAUAGGAAUAUUGUUUAAUGGAUGCUUAAAGGCAGUAAUUUGUAUUUAGAAUUCCCAGAAAAACCUCAGUUGAAAAAUGUGCGUUUUAUUUGUCUUUUUAUAAUAAUUGGUUUGUUGCUUAUUCUGGUAUUAAAAUGGUUGGCUAGAUAAAACAAAAAGAUACUGUACUUGUUUCCAGUGCAGCAGGAGCUACAGGGAUAGUUUGUGUCUAAUUAGCAAAGGUUUUAGGGGCUAAAAGGGUUAUAGGUAUUACUGGAAGUGAGGAAAAAGUGAAGUUUUUAAAAGAAAAGUUAGGUGUGGAUGAAGUCAUUAAUUACAAAAAAGGAGAUUUUUUUAGAGAAUUAAGGAAGGCAUGUCCAGAAGGGGUGGAUGUGUAUUUUGAUAAUGUCGGGGAGAAAAUGCUUGAUGAUGUUUUGAAGUGUAUGAAUUUAUAUGGGAGAGUGGCUUUAUGUGGAGCAACUAGUAAUUAUUAAGAUCAUAAAAAUAGAAGAGGAGUAUAUAAUUUAAGCUUGUGUGUAAGUAAAAGAAUUAUAGUUUAGGGAGUUUUGGCUAGUGAUGCUAUACCAGUAUUUGAGGAAGUUUAGAAGUUUUUUUAAAAAAAUAUAGAAAAUGGAAAUAUUAAAUAGAUAGAUCAUUAUUUUUAUGGAGUUGAAAAUGUCUCGUAAGCUAUGUAGUAUUGUUUUAUGGGUAAAAAUAUUGGUAAAGUAUUAGUUAAUGUAAAUGGGGGAGGAGCUAAGUUAUGA
This is a messenger RNA of Ichthyophthirius multifiliis, 1061 nucleotides long. RefSeq lists its product as hypothetical. The transcript has a single exon. NCBI's taxonomy places the organism in Eukaryota, Ciliophora, Oligohymenophorea, Hymenostomatida. Gene Ontology annotation, molecular function: oxidoreductase activity, acting on the CH-CH group of donors, NAD or NADP as acceptor. The record is from RefSeq and is a predicted model, not a curated record.